AAAAUAAGGAAAUAAUUGGCAUAGUCUGGCCAGUGAGUCAUUGAUUCCAAUUCACGUGGCUGGUUCCGCAGUACAACAACAACAGUGUGUUUCUCAACGCCACCUGUCAGGACGCGACCCGGCUGGCGACCGGUGUGCCUUGUCAGCAGCCGUUGGUCGCAUCUUUCGACGGCACAUGGCCUGACGUGGAGUACAUUUGGAUGCACCAUUCACUGGAAGCCUCGUGCAUUUUGGGCCCUAACGAUGUCUGCGCGCAGUAUACGUACUACUUCAAUGAUAUAGCGGAAAACUCCACAUACAUGUGCACCAGAGCGGUCGACCAGCUCGGAAACUCGAUCAACCGGGGCUGCUACGAGUCUACGAACGGGAGCUCCACCACUAGAGUGUGCUUCUGUCGCUCCUUACCAGGAGGCGUCCCCUGCAACAGUUCCAUAUCCACAGUAGUUUCGGUGUUCACGAUCGUAUUAGCCCUCGCAUUAGUGUUUGAUAGGAGAGUACUUCCAAUGAUAUAGAUGGUACAUAAUAAAUAAAAUGGUGGAGA
Molecule: messenger RNA, 541 nt
Organism: Leguminivora glycinivorella
Lineage: Eukaryota; Metazoa; Arthropoda; Insecta; Lepidoptera; Tortricidae
Exons: 3
Coding region: 201-512 (103 amino acids)
Source: RefSeq, a predicted model, not a curated record